Molecule: messenger RNA, 1029 nt
Organism: Jatropha curcas
Lineage: Eukaryota; Viridiplantae; Streptophyta; Magnoliopsida; Malpighiales; Euphorbiaceae
Product: NAC domain-containing protein 72
Biological process (GO): regulation of DNA-templated transcription
Molecular function (GO): DNA binding
Source: RefSeq, marked provisional
AUGGGAGUUCUGGAAAUGGACCCGAUUACCCAAUUAAGCUUGCCACCGGGUUUUCGUUUCUACCCGACUGAUGAGGAGCUAUUAGUGCAGUAUUUAUGUAGAAAAGUUGCUGGUCAACAAUUCUCUUUACAAAUAAUUGCUGAAAUUGAUUUAUACAAGUUUGAUCCAUGGGUUUUGCCAAGCAAAGCAAUAUUUGGUGAGAAAGAAUGGUACUUCUUCAGUCCCAGAGAUCGAAAAUAUCCAAACGGGUCAAGACCCAAUCGGGUUGCAGGAUCCGGCUACUGGAAAGCUACUGGUACCGAUAAAGUUAUCACUACAGAAGGUCGCAAAGUUGGUAUUAAGAAAGCUUUGGUUUUUUACGUUGGGAAAGCUCCGAAAGGAACCAAAACGAAUUGGAUUAUGCAUGAAUAUCGUCUCUUAGAAUCCUCUCGGAAAAAUGGAAGCACAAAGUUGGAUGAUUGGGUUUUGUGUCGGAUUUAUAAAAAGAAUUCGGGUGCCCAAAAACCCAUUUCAAAUACCGUUCCAAGCAAAGAAUAUAGCAACAAUGGUUCUUGUUCCUCCUCAUCUUCUCAUCUAGACGAUGUUUUGGACUCGUUGCCGGAGAUUGAUGACCGGUUCUUUGCUAUUCCGGCCACCAAUUCAGCCAAACCAAUGCAUCAUGAAGAGAAAGUCAAUCUCAAUAAUUUUGGUUCGGGUAAUUUUGAUUGGGCCAGUCUUGCUGGAUUGAACCCGGUAUCUGAACUCCUUCCUAGUGGGCCAACUCAAACGCAGGGGAUGCUGAACCAGAGUUAUAUGAAUAGCACUUGUAAUGACCUUUACGUCCCUUCCUUACCGUCUCAAGGUGUACACGUGGAUUCGAAGAUGCUUAACUUGGUUGAAGAGGAAGUUCAAAGCGGUAUAAGAACUCAGAGACUUGAUAACACGGGGUUCUUUCAACAAAACUCCGGCGUUUCGACUCAAAAUUUCUCAAACCCGUACGGGUGUAGGUUCUCGACCCAACCGGGUAGUGGAUUCGGGUUUAGACAAUGA